This is a messenger RNA of Micropterus dolomieu (smallmouth bass), 3955 nucleotides long. It is a transcript of the gene nrxn2b, whose product is annotated as neurexin 2b. The record is from RefSeq and is a predicted model, not a curated record. Lineage: Eukaryota; Metazoa; Chordata; Actinopteri; Centrarchiformes; Centrarchidae. The transcript has 20 exons. The coding region runs from base 194 to 3955 and encodes 1253 amino acids.
CUGGAAAAGUAGUAGAGUAGGGCCCCUCUGAGGAUUACUUUACCCAGUGAGCUUUCUAUCCCAGUUCAGUGAUAUAUAAUAAUUGUUCUUUAUAUUAAAAAUAUCUUAGCCACUGCAAAGCUAGGCCUUACUUCUCUGGUUUAUCAGACCAUUAGGCAUCAAGCAGAGAAGGGGACACUUGGGAAUUUUGAGCAUGACAAGGGGGUUAAGAUUCUUGUAUUGGCCCCUGUGGCCUCUGGCCCUGUUCAGCCUGCUCACUACAGUGAAGAUGCUGGAAUUUGGCGGGGCGCCCGGCCAGUGGGCACGCUACGGACGCUGGGAAGCUGGAUCAGUGGGAGAGCUGAGCUUUAGUCUCAAGACCAACAUCAGCAAAGCCUUGGUACUCUACCUGGAUGAUGGCGGCAACUGCGACUUCUUGGAGCUCCUGAUCGCUGGUGGGCGCCUCCAGCUGCGCUUCGCCAUCCACUGUGCCGAGCCGGCCACAUUGCACAUGGAGACACGCGUGAAUGAUGACCGCUGGCACAUGGUCUUGCUCACCCGCAACUUCCGUGAGACCCUCCUGAUGGUGGAUGGUGAGACAAAAGUGGCUGAGGUCAAGUCCAAGAGGAAGGAGAUGGCGGUGGUGAGUGACCUGUUCGUGGGUGGGAUCCCGCCUGAUGUGCGCCUCUCUGCACUGACGUCCAGCACGGUGAAGUACGAGCCACCUUUCCAGGGUUUGAUCUCCAAUCUGAAGGUGGGGGAGAUGCCUCCUUCUUUGUUAAAUAGCCAGGGCAUUCAGAGCGACCUGGAGUACCUCUGCACCAAACAGAACCCGUGCUUCAAUGGAGGGUUUUGCUCUAUUCAGUAUGGAGAAGUUCACUGUGACUGCACCCACACUCGCUUCAAGGGGAAGUACUGCAAGGAAGCUGAAGAGUAUGUUGUUGAAGGUCUGGCGCACCUGACGUUAAACGACCAAGGUGAUUCAUCUCAAAUCGGUAAGGAAGAGUCGGUAGCCACCUUCAAGGGCAAUGAGUUCUUCUGCUACGACCUGUCGCUGACGCCCAUCCAGAGCAGCACGGACGAGAUCACGCUUUCCUUCCGCACACUGCAACGCAACGGCCUGAUGCUGCACACUGGCAAGUCGGCAGACUACGUAAACCUGUCUUUGAAGAGCGGCGCAGUUUGGCUGGUCAUCAACCUGGGCUCGGGGGCAUUCGAGGCCCUGGUGGAGCCCGUGAAUGGCAAGUUCAACGACAACGCCUGGCAUGAUGUGCGCGUCACCCGCAACCUGCGCCAGCACGCAGGCAUUGGACACGCUAUGGUGACCAUCUCAGUGGAUGGUAUAUUAACCACCACUGGUUACACCCAGGAAGAUUACACCAUGUUGGGCUCUGAUGACUUUUUCUACAUUGGAGGGAGCCCCAACACCGCCGACCUGCCGGGAUCCCCAGUCAGCAACAACUUCAUGGGCUGCCUUAAAGACGUGGUGUACAAGAACAAUGACUUUAAGCUGGAGUUGUCGCGGCUGGCCAUCGAGCGUGACCCUAAAAUAACCCUGAACGGUGACCUAGUGUUCCGCUGCGAGGACGUGGCAGCCCUGGACCCUGUCACCUUCGAGAACCCAGAGUCCUACAUCUCCCUGCCCAAGUGGAACACCAAGAAGACUGGAUCUAUCUCCUUUGACUUCCGCACUACGGAGCCCAGCGGCCUCCUGCUGUUUAGCCAUGGCCACCCUCAGGGUCCCAAAGAGCAGAAGCCCGGUAGGGAACUGAAGACUGAUUACUUUGCCAUGGAGCUGCUGGAUGGGUAUUUGUACCUGCUGAUUGAUAUGGGCUCUGGAAAAACAAAGUUGAAGGCCAGCAACAAGAAGGUCAAUGACGGGGAAUGGUGCCAUGUGGAUUUUCAGAGGGAAGGGAGGAAAGGAUCUAUCUCAGUUAACAGCCGCAGCAUGCCCUUCAGCUCCCCAGAGGGCAGUGAAAUCCUGGACCUGGACAGUGAUAUGUACCUGGGCGGGCUGCCCGAGUCUAAGUCGGACCUCAUCCUGCCACCCGAGGUUUGGACGGCGCUACUUAACUACGGCUACGUAGGCUGCGUCCGCGACCUCUUCAUUGACGGCAAGAGUCGCGACGUCCGCCGCCUGGCUGAGAUCCAGAGCGCGCUUGGUGUCAGCAGUUUCUGUACCCGUGAGCUGCAGAAGCGAUGUAGCAGCACCCCCUGUGGCAACGGAGGUCUGUGCAAAGAGGGCUGGAACCGCUACAUAUGUGAUUGCAUCGGCACCGGAUACCUGGGUACAAACUGUGAAAUAGAGGCGACGGUGCUGAGUUACGACGGCAGCAUGUACCUGAAGAUCAUCAUGCCGGUCACCAUGCACACGGAGGCCGAGGACUUGGCGCUGCGUUUCAUGUCUCAGCGGGCAUACGGUCUGCUCAUGGCCACCACCUCCAAGGAGUCAGCGGACACCCUGCGACUGGAGCUGGACGGAGGCCGCAUUAAGCUCACCGUGAACCUUGAUUGUAUCAGGAUAGACUGUAGCCUCAGCAAAGGACCCGAGACACUGUUCGCGGGGCAGAAGCUGAACGACAAUGAGUGGCACACGGUGAAGGUGGUGCGAAGAGGAAAGAGCCUGCAGCUGUCUGUGGAUAACGUUACGGUGGAAGGCCAGAUGACUGGUGCCCACACACGGCUCGAGUUCCACAAUAUCGAGACAGGCAUCAUGACUGAGCGGCGCUUCAUAUCCGUGGUGCCCUCGAACUUCAUUGGCCAUCUCCAGGGUCUGACCUUCAACGGGGUGCCCUAUCUAGACCAGUGCAAAAAUGGGGACAUCUCCUACUGCGAACUAAAUGCCCGCUUUGGCAUGCGCCACAUCAUUGCAGAUCCAGUGACGUUUCGAACGAAGGGCAGCUACUUAGCUUUAGCAACUUUACAAGCUUACGCCUCCAUGCACCUCUUCUUUCAGUUCAAAACCACCACGCCUGAUGGCCUGAUGCUCUUCAACUCUGGAGAUGGGAGCGACUUCAUUGUUGUAGAACUGGUGAAGGGGUAUGUCCACUACGUCUUUGAUCUCGGCAACGGGCCAUCACUAAUGAAGGGCAAUUCAGACAAGCCACUCAAUGACAACCAGUGGCACAACGUGGUGGUGUCCCGGGAUGCCAACAACGUACAUACUCUCAAGAUCGACUCACGAACCGUUACUCAGCACUCCAAUGGAGCCCGCAACCUGGACCUCAAAGGGGAGCUGUACAUCGGUGGCGUGAUAAAGAACAUGUACAGCAAUCUGCCCAAGCUGAUUGCAUCCCGGGACGGGUACCAAGGCUGUUUGGCCUCCGUGGACCUGAAUGGGAGACUCCCUGACCUGAUUGCAGAUGCCCUCCACAGGGUGGGCCAGGUGGAACGAGGCUGCGAUGGACCCAGUACCACCUGUACGGAGGAAUCCUGCUACCAUCAGGGGGUGUGUCUCCAGCAGUGGGAGGGCUUCACCUGUGACUGUACCAUGACGUCCUAUGGAGGUUCAUUUUGCAACGAUCCUGGGACAACUUACAUCUUCGGGCGAGGCGGAGCCCUCAUCACAUAUACCUGGCCACCCAAUGACCGGCCGAGCACACGGGCAGACCGGCUGGCAGUGGGCUUCAGCACGCAGCUGAAGGAGGCUGUUCUGGUCAGGGUAGAGAGUGCCAAGGGACUGGGAGAUUACCUGGAACUGCACAUAGAACGGGGAAAGAUCGGCGUGAUCUUCAACGUGGGAACGGACGACAUAACCAUUGAGGAGAGCGCGGUGAUGGUGAGCGACGGCAAAUACCAUGUGGUGCGAUUCACGCGCAGUGGUGGCAACGCCACACUACAGGUGGACAACCAGCCUGUCAUCGAACGUUUCCCUUCAGGGAACUUUGAUAAUGAGCGCCUGGCUAUUGCUAGACAAAGAAUCCCAUACCGACUCGGUCGGGUAGUUGACGAGUGGCUACUCGACAAAGGUGGUUGA